UAAUACAGAUAUGCAGAUAUAUACGCGAUUCUUGUGUUGAGUGUUGAGGUUCAUUUCAUUUUCAGAUCCGCUGCUGGCCGGAGCUGAUUUUAAGAUUUUUCAUUUCUUCCAAACUAAAUCAAACCAAACAAAUACAUAAAAUCAAUGUUAUUAUAAGUUAACCAAAGCCAUGAAAUCAGUGUAGCUCCGAGGAAAAGCGACAUUACUAUCAUACCCUUCUCGUGUUUCUUCUUCAUUUUUUCUCUCUUCCACUGUCGGUGACGGUGUCUGAGAUUCUGAGAAAGUUUAUGUGGUUGAUUUGAAUCGGUUGUGUGGUGUGGUGGGAAAAUAAUUUCGGUUACAUGUUUAAAAAGGCAAAGAUUUUGGUUGUGUGCUUGUUUCUGAAACCUCGUACUGAGUUGUAGCACUUGGAUCUUGUGGAUUGAGCCUUUAAGUCGCUAUCUUACUCAGCGAUUGUGGUUAUGGAGACCCUUUUUGUUGUUGAGCAGCAUAAUAAGAACCAAUACUACAACAGGUCCAAGUCACAGGGUCAUGCUCGAUUUGGGGGGUCACCUUCAAGGGGCUUUAGGGAUAUCAAUUGCAGAACUUUUGAGUCUGGGAGAACUGGUAUAUUGCCAACACCUUUGAAAUCGCAUCAUGGUUCUCCCAAAACACCACCUAACUCUGAUAACAAAAUGGUUGGGAAAGUAAAAGUUACUCCUAAGAGCACCCCAAUUCCCAUCAAUGGUAAAGCUUAUAGAAAAGAAGAGAGUGAAGAUGUCCCUAAUGGUGGGGGUCUUUUGCUUUCUGAAUUGUGGGCUGGACCUACCUACUCAAACUCACCACCUCCCAGUUCCUUGCCAAUUCCCAAGUUUUCCGUCUGGCCGAAGAGGACCGUGUCUCUUGAUCUCCCUGGUUCCUCCUCCCCUGAGAUUGAAAUGCACCCUGUGGCUAAGUCUGCGCCCUCUUCCCCUAGCAGGGAGCUUUUGGAUUUGCCUUUUACAAGGGAUUUCUUUGAUGAUAAUGCUGAUUCUGCUGCGACUAAGACCCUGUGUCGCAUUCUUAAUCUUAACAUCAAUGAUGACUGAAAUGGAAGGAGCAAUAGGCUCCUGUUAGUGUUAGAUGUGUAUAGAUACCAAAUAAAGUUUGUAGUCUUAGUUGGUUUAUGUUGCCUUUGGUUGUGGUGUUGCCCUUGACAAUCUGGGCUGUGAUGGUGGGUCAACAAUCUCCAGAUUUUGGAAUUUGGAUCAAGCUUUUAGCUGUGGAGAGGGUAACUGGGUGUAUACUAGAGGAAUCUAUUGAAAGCAGGCUUUGCUAUGGAUUGUACAACUUGAUGGAAGCUUCGAUGAAAAUGUUUGGUAUAUAGAAUAGUGGUAAUGGGUAGAAGUGGCAUGGAAUAGACUUGGGUUGACAUUGAUUUAAUCUAUUGGACCUGAAGAAUCCUGUAUUUAUGAUACAUAGUUCUCAGCAUCAUCUCCUCCUCACAGAAUGGUUAACUUUCCCUUAUUCUUGCGUAGGAUUUAGGCCUCUUGCUUUAGAUAUUAUUUAUAUACUGCAAAAUCCUCCCCUCCCCUUCCUGCCCUUCUCUCUCUAUCUGUUUCUUCUUUCUACAAUCCUUAACCAUUCAAACUUAUAUUCUAAUUAUGUAUAUAGUGUGCAUCACUGUCAUAUCAGUCUUCUAGAUGGUAAUGCUGUUUGCUAGUUACUACCUUCCUCACCUGUCUUUCUUUUCCUCUAGUCAUCUUUGUUUCUCUUUGGUUAACUUUGUAUUUAGCUACCCUCAGUGAGGGUGUAGUUUACCCCUUCAUCAUCUUUUCUGUUUUUUUUCAAAGAAAAGUAAGAAGGGAUUGGUAGUAGUCUUUUGCAGUAUCUGCUUCAGUUUUUAGGAUUAAUCCAUGUCACUCCACCUACUAGUAAACCCCUGAUAUGUUUCAUUCCGAGUAAUGCUUAUUUCCUUAGUCCUAGACCUAGUUCUCUCCUGGCUUAUCUUCCAUUUUCAUGGGGUGUGUUGACCGUUCUAUGCCAAAUUUUAAGGGUGGCAAAACUUUAUGAAGUUUGUUUGGAUCGUGACUUGUGAGAUGUGGUCAGUUGCAACUCAGUUUUUCUCCCUAAUGUCCGUUGUGGCUCAUAAAUUUGUCUGUGUUUCUUUCUUUCUGCCUCAGUUACUUGUGGAUUUUGUUUGGUCUGCUGGAAUAUGUUACUGACUCUUAACUAUACAACAUUUUGUAUCUGAAUUAAAUCUCCUUGUUAAUUUAUAUAGCUGUUCUUCGGAAGCUAUGUCCUAUGGCAUGAUUAUCUACAUUUUAUGAACUGUUGUAUCUGUUGUCAGUUGUUUGAUCUUUUAAAUGAAUUGGUUUCCAAAUAUUGA
Messenger RNA from Glycine soja, 2347 nucleotides. RefSeq lists its product as uncharacterized. The coding region runs from base 462 to 1067 and encodes 201 amino acids. Lineage: Eukaryota; Viridiplantae; Streptophyta; Magnoliopsida; Fabales; Fabaceae. The record is from RefSeq and is a predicted model, not a curated record. The transcript has 3 exons.